AGUGCACAGGUGUUUGUACAGGGCGGACCAUGAGCGUGUCAGGCGCCUCCAGCUUUGCCCCACAGGACAUGGGGGCAAAGACCACGAAAACCACACCCCCUUUUCACCCCAAAAUCAGUCCGUCCGAAGAAGUGAAGACCAUGGCCCCAGACCCAGUAGCUGCUGAUGUAGUGGUGACCAAUAAGAGCAGUGCCCACACCACGGCUGAUGACCUGGGACUCACGGACCGGGAGAAGGAACAGUCGUGCGGCUGGGGGCGGUUCACUCCCGCAUGUCUGCAGUGCUGCAACAAUGCCAACGGAGUCCUGUUGUUCCUGUGCCUGUUCUCGUUCACACAAGGCGUCAUCGUGAACGGUUUGGUCAAUGUGAGCAUCACGUCCAUAGAGACCAGGUUUGAACUGCCCAGCUCCAAUACAGGCAUCGUCUCCGCUAGUUACGAUAUCGCCUUCGUGGUGCUGGCGCUGUUCGUGACGUUUCACGCCGGGCAGGGCAACAGUAAACCCAAGUGGUUAGCCUUCGGUAGUUUCUCUUUAGGUCUGGGAGCCCUGAUCUACUCCCUGCCUCACUUCACCACCGGUCCGUACGUGUACGGCACGGGACAGACGGAGACAUGCGACAUCGGCGGGAACUCCACCAGUCAGGACUGCAGCAGCGGCAGCACAGGCACUGGUCUAAGGAAUUAUCUCUACGUCUUUAUUUUAGGCCAGCUGCUCCACGGUGUGGGUGGCACACCCUUGUACACCCUGGGUACAACAUUCCUGGACGAAAACGUUGAGAAAACGAACUCAGGGAUGUAUAUCGGAUUAUUUUACGCAGCCUCCACGCUGGGCCCGGCUGCAGGGUAUCUGAUAGGAGGACAGUUUCUCAACAUCUACACUGACAUCGACCUCGGGCGGACAGGGGACGGACUAACCGAUGCGGAUCCGCGGUGGGUGGGCGCCUGGUGGAUCGGGUUCCUGAUGUGCACCUUCCUCGCCUGGUCCAUCACUAUUCCCCUCCUCGGCUAUCCAAAAGAACUGCCAGGUGCGGCAGAAAUCAAAGCCAAUAAAGAGUCUGAGGCACACGUCAAGGGAGGGGCGGACGUGGCGUCUCAACCGGACUUUGGGAAGAGUUGGAGAGACUUUCCCAUCGCUGUGAAGAUCCUCCUGCUCAACCCGACCUUCAUGUUUGUGAGCCUUGCCGGUGCGUUUGAAGGCUUCCUGACCAGCGGACUGGCCACAUUCGGUCCCAAGUUUGUGGAGAUGCAGUUUAGUCAGACGUCAGGAUGGGCCGCCAUGCUUUGCGGGUUUGUCGUGGUUCCGGGCGCCGCUGGGGGAAACAUUCUGGGCGGAGUCAUCAUGAAGUUCAUGAAGCUGAAGUGCAGGGGCAUGCUGAGGCUGUGUAUCAUCCUGGGCGGGGUCUGCCUGGCGCUGUACCUGGUGUUCCUUGUGCAGUGUCCAAACAUCCCGUUUGCCGGAGUCACACAGCGGUACACCAACAGCUCAGUGGACCCAAUAGUGUCCGGGCUCAACCUUACCAGUCAAUGCAAUACUGACUGUACCUGCCAGGAGGAGUACUACACACCCACCUGUGGGGCGGACGGCAUGCAGUACUUCUCGCCUUGUCAUGCAGGCUGUACUGUCUUGACGGACACAGACGGAACAAAGCGCUACCACAACUGCACGUGCAUUUUCUACGAUUCUGUGGCCAGCCUGGCAGACACCAUUCAGGGGAAGUGCGAAUCGACCUGCAGCACCAUGCCGGUGUUCCUGGCCAUGUUCUUCGCCAUCAUGCUGCUAACGUUCGCUAACAACCCCCUGGCCACGGGAGCCACGCUCAGGUGCGUCCCUUAUAACCAGCAGGGGUUCUCUCUUGGGGUGCAAAACAUAUUUGGGAGACUCAUAGGAUCAAUCCCCGGGCCGGUGAUCCUGGGAGCGAUCUUGGACAGCUCCUGCGUGUUGUGGGGGGAGUCGUGUGGUGAGACGGGCUCGUGUCUACAGUAUGACAACCAGCACAUGGGGUACAGCCUUCUCGCCUUGAUGUUAUCCGUGAAGACGGUAGCAUGUAUCCUGUUUAUGGCAGCGUACAUGUCCUACACGCCGCCACCUUCUGUAGGCAUGGUCAAGACGAUGACACAGACCACGCUCACAAGGAUGGAGUCAACUGCGGAGAUCGCUGUUAUUAGCACAUAAGCCGCUAGGAAGCGCUUCUGUACGGGUACAAUGUUCUCAACAUUCUAAAAAGUGAUUGUCUGGUUGAGCUAUAUAUGUUACGUCAAUAACAUGUGUAAACGCGAUUUUAAAGAAAGCAAUUAUUGUAAUACAAACAGAAAUGACUCAGCACGUCAAUGGCAUACGUAGUUAUAUGUAUGAUAUAAUCAAGUAUUUCUAUCUCAUAAUGGAAUUUGUAUUGUAUAUUUGUGACAAAGAAGCUUCUUUUUACACUUUAUACUGCGUAUGUAUAUGUAUAUGUACAUAUACAUGUAAAUGUAUAUACCAUAUAGAUGUACAUCAUGAACGACAAAUGUAUAUGUAUAAGUUUAUUAUAUCUUAUGUCCUGUUUCACGCUAUAUGGUUAUUCAGAACGUACUAUUCACAUGUAUAUAGUGUAUUACAUGUCCAUAUAGGUGUUAAUGUUAUCAAUUUUGAAUUCUAAUUUAGUUGGUUUAUGCUAUAUAAUAACACAUAUUCUAAGUCAUUGACCUACAUUUUCAUAUUCAGGCAACGUCUUAGGAAGGAACAACGCUGUAAAGUAAAAUCUUAUUAUUUACGUACCAUUUACAGUGUUAUCUAUUUUUGAUGACGCACAUGGGGCGGGUGCAUUUUUAAAGCUUUUGCAAGGAGUUUUUUCUGACUUGUUCAUAUGGCCUGAUACAUCCCAAUUUCUUUCUAUUCAAGCGUGCUCUGCCAUAAUCUGGAAGUAUCAUAUUUCUCACUACACUGGUGUCUGUUGUGAGACAAAAAAGUUAUUAAAGCAAAGUUGUUGUAUUCCA
Messenger RNA from Branchiostoma floridae (Florida lancelet), 2971 nucleotides. RefSeq names its product solute carrier organic anion transporter family member 4C1-like. Gene Ontology annotation, molecular function: protein binding. Gene Ontology annotation, cellular component: membrane. The record is from RefSeq and is a predicted model, not a curated record. The transcript has 13 exons. Gene Ontology annotation, biological process: sodium-independent organic anion transport; transmembrane transport. Lineage: Eukaryota; Metazoa; Chordata; Leptocardii; Amphioxiformes; Branchiostomatidae. The coding region runs from base 30 to 2171 and encodes 713 amino acids.